AUGGCGACCCAGGCCCAGGCCGGCCGAAGCUGCCUCCACCUGGCCAAGGGCAACCCUAACAAGGUCCGCCGCCGGCUACCAGCCACGCUUGCCUGCGACGCACUGCAGUGCUCGGCCGACGCCGAGUGCCAGCUCUGGCUCUGCCUCACCUGCGGGUUCACCGGAUGCGGCCGCGCCGCGCCCGAGGCCCACGCCAUGCGCCACGCAAUAGAGCCUGAUGCGCCCGGCCACUGUGCGUCGUUCACCCCGUCCGAUGCUGACCUCGCCUCUGCUCCACACCCGCUCGUCAUGCGCGCCUCCGACGGCUCGCUCUGGUGCUACGUCUGCGACACUGACCCGCCGCUGCCGACGCCCGAUGCGCGCCCCGCCAAGCUCUCCUCCCGCGCUGCCUCGCGCUACGUUGCCCUCGCUGCCGCUGCUGCCGCCGCUGCGCCAUCGCCACCGCCACCACCGCAGCAUCUGCCCGCGCUCGCCAGUUCUGGGCUUGCUCCACCCCGCAGCGGCGCAGCAGCUGUGGCGGCAGCCCUGCCGGACGAGGCCGCACUGAUCGCGGCCCUUCCGGCCUCUGUCGCCGGGCUGCGCAACCUCGGCAACACGUGCUUCUUCAACUCGGUCCUUCAGGCUCUCUCGGUCACGCCCGAGCUUCGUUACAUCCUCGCUGCCUCACACUACACCCCGCCCGGCAAGCUCGCCAAGCUCCUGGCUAGCCUCUUUGCCGCCUGGCCGGGUGUCUCGCGCCGUGCCCACUCACCUCGCUCGCUCUUUGCCGCCCUUGCGCGCCAGGUCCCGCGUUUUCGCGGCUACCGCCAGCAGGACGCCCACGAGCUGCUCCGCGUCCUGCUCGGCGGCAUCCAGGCCGAAGAGGCUGCGGCGUCGCGGCGUCCAGUUCUCACCGCCUCGGCAGUCUUUGCUGGCGAGCUCGUCUCCACCAUCGUGUGCUCCGUGUGCGGCACACCGUCGCGGACACCCGAGCCUUUUCUUGACCUCUCGCUUUCGCUCACUGCGCCACUCGCUCCAAAGCCUGUGCGCUUGCGGCAGCGAUCGCGGCCCUCGGCGCCCACCAAGCCCUCCGCUGCCGCCGCCAAGCCGGCCUGGCUCUACUCGGGCCCGUCGCGGUCGUCAACAGCGUCACCUGCUCGCUCGCAGCGCUCUCGCUUCCGCGGCAGCUGCUUACGCGAUCGCUAUCCGGAUCUGAACUCGCCCGCCUUUGCUGCGGCCGUAGCCGCCGCCGCCGCCGCCAACGAGCCGCCGCCGCUGCGCGAGCAGCCUGUCCUCUCAACGCGGCCGGCCUCGCUCCAGCUCGACCACACGCUUCAGGCCUUUGCCCAAAUCGAGACGCUCGAUGGUGACAACAGCUACGGCUGCGAGGCAUGCACCAAGAUGUAUAUCGAGAGCUGCGGCGUCGGCGGGUCGCGAGUCGUCCCGGACCCGCUCACCAGCCCACUCAUCAAGCGCCCGGCCGCCAAGCAGUAUCUCAUCCGCUCGCUCCCGCCAGUCCUCACCCUCCACCUCAAACGGUUCCAGCAGACGAGCUACGGCCUGCGCAAGCUCAGUACACGGCUCAGUUUUCCACUCGAUCUCGACCUCGAGCCGUAUGUCGAAAGCCCGCCGGCGUCGACGACCUCGGACAUGUCAGCAUCGUCAUCGUGCGCAGCAUCGUCGUCGUCAUCAACCUCGUCAUCAUCGGCGUCGUCGUAUGAGACGUCGUCGUCGUUCACCUCCCCGGCCCCGCCGCACAUCCUGCCAGCCAAGCCCUUCGACUCGUUUGUCUCGUCCGACGCCUACGAAUACUACUCGUCGUACUCGGACCAGGGCGAGACGGCAUCGGCCUUCUUGUACACACUGUUUGCGGUCACCGUACACUCGGGCGGCCUUGGCGGUGGACACUACAUUGCAUACGUCAAGCUCGCGCUGCCUCGUGGCGGGCAUCAGUGGUACCACUGCUCCGACUCCUCUGUCCGCCCCGUCGACGUCCGCGCUGUGCUCUCAGCCGAGGCAUACAUGCUCUUUUAUCGCCGCGCCGACUAG
This is a messenger RNA of Thecamonas trahens ATCC 50062, 2028 nucleotides long. RefSeq names its product ubiquitin carboxyl-terminal hydrolase. The coding region runs from base 1 to 2028 and encodes 675 amino acids. The record is from RefSeq and is a predicted model, not a curated record. Gene Ontology annotation, biological process: protein deubiquitination. The transcript has 2 exons. Gene Ontology annotation, molecular function: cysteine-type deubiquitinase activity; zinc ion binding. NCBI's taxonomy places the organism in Eukaryota, Apusomonadida, Apusomonadidae.